Darwinula stevensoni is the source of this 1340-nucleotide messenger RNA. Lineage: Eukaryota; Metazoa; Arthropoda; Ostracoda; Podocopida; Darwinulidae. The record is from the annotation of a GenBank genome assembly.
CGACGAUGAAUCAUAAGAUGGCUGCGUCAAUGAGGAUGGUGGCGCGCAGAUCGAGAUGUCCUCUGCGGGUAUAAAUGGCCGAGCGGCACAAUUUCUAUUGCUUAGUCGCUUGGGGUUCUCGCAGCGAUUGAGAAGUCAUCGCUUCGGAGCAUUCAAGCGCAUUGACGUGCGGAAUUUGGCUAUAGGUCGUGAGAUGGACGAAGGAAAGGCUCGGGAGAUAUAUAUUCCUGUUCCAUGGGGACAGAUUGCCGGGAAAGGAUGGGGGUCAGAAAAUGGGAGGCCAAUCCUGGCCCUCCAUGGCUGGCUGGAGAAUGCAGGGUCUUUUGACACACUGGUACCAUUGAUCCCCGAUUCCUAUCAUGUGGUUGCUGUGGACAUGCCAGGCAACGGGUUGUCCUCUCAUUAUCCGCCAGGAAUGACCUAUUCUUUUGCUGAGGGUCCACUACACAUUCGGAGGAUCCUGGAGUAUCUGGGGUGGUCAUCAUGUACCUUCAUGGGGCACAGUGGUGGUGGAGCAAUGUCCAUGCUCUUUGCAGCCAUGUUUCCAAAAAUGGUUGAAGGGAUCAUUGUUUUUGACCUUGUGAAACCUGUUUCAACCCCACUGGAUAGAAUUGUUUCUCGGGCUCAGCAGCACGUUGAAGAACACCUACGGUUUGAGAACGAUCUUGCCAACAGAGUUCCUCCAUUAUACACAGAGGAAGAGGCUGUGAAUAGACUCAUAGAAGCUGUGGACAACUCCCUCACUGCAGAAUCUGCUAAAAUCCUGCUGAAACGGGGAGCUCGAAAAAUGCAUUAUGGAGACAAGGAAGGCUAUGUGUAUACUCGAGAUUUGAGGCACCGGUUCCCUAGUGCCAUUGGGACUGUGGCUGACCAGCAUCGGAAGUUCUUGGAACGUAUUAAGUGCCCGUUCCUCCUUGUCAAGGGUUCCACAGGUCCCAAAUAUGAGGGAUCCUUGGUACAUGAGGAGACUUUGGCUUUUUAUCGGCAGAAUAAUCCACAUUUCCGAUAUGUGGAGGUUGAAGGAAGUCACCAUGUGCAUCUUAAUAACCCUGAAAAAGUAGCUCCUCAUGUCAUUCCGUUCCUGGAGUACAUUCAAGAGCACAAGGUUAUGGAAGCUAAUUUAUAAUCCUUGAACAAUCCCAUAGUAUCUUCCCCCCCAGAUUUUUCUCAGCGAUGCAUGGUUUCAUUAUUUUCCCAGUCUGGGUUCUAUUUUAUCACUUCUGUACAUGGUUUUUUGAAAUUGCAAAUUUUAUCUAUUGGGAUUGAAAAGUCUGAUAUGAUUAAUAUCAGGGUAAAAAUUUAGAGCAUCAUGUCCUCACAUAUGUUUGCUUCAUGAGGAG